Molecule: messenger RNA, 1089 nt
Organism: Lasiodiplodia theobromae
Lineage: Eukaryota; Fungi; Ascomycota; Dothideomycetes; Botryosphaeriales; Botryosphaeriaceae
Exons: 3
Coding region: 1-1089 (362 amino acids)
Source: RefSeq, a predicted model, not a curated record
AUGACCAACGGCACCGAGUUGCCCGUUACCCAGGUCGACUUCGCACCACCUCAGGAACGGAGACCCAGCCAGCCUCCAUACGACCCUACCGGGAGCAUAGCCGGCCUUCUGCAGGUCCCAGGUGCCAAUAAUGCCAAUAACAACAAGGAGUCCACGCCCGGCUCGUCCUCGACGCCGUCGCCAAGCAGGCCCGGAUCCACGCGCGCCUCGUCCAUCAACGCCAUGAAUGCCAACACCCAAGUCCGCUACGAGGACCCGGACUUCACGCAUCCGCCCGAGCUCAACUACACCCUGCGCACACGGAAGAAGAGCAUUUUCUGGUUCUGGCUGUUGAUUAUUCUGGAUUGCGUUUGCAUGCCAAUCGCUCUAUACUUUGGUCUCUGGUACGGAACGAGCUUAUCUCACAAUGCUGUUUUCAGCAUCAGCACCGGCGCCCUCGGAAGCGUCUCGAUCUUUGAAUACUUCAUCCGUUUCCACCGGCUAUGGAAGAAGGGCUCGACUUGCCGAGUCAUUGGCGCCAAGCGCUUCUAUCUUGAUUGGUUCCACUGGAAUCUCUCCGUCGCCUGGAUAGCCGUGAUGAUCGAGCUGAUCGUCGGCACCGUGCCGGAAGAGCCGCCGAUCCGCCUGCUGGCCAUGCCGGUUCCGAGCAUGGUCUUCGCCUUCGGCGUCGAGAUGCUGGUCAUGGACAUCGCCCGCAUCGCCGGAUACCGCGCCCCGAUCCGCAUUUCGUCGCUGCCCCGCGGCUCGCCGCUGCGCCCGGGCAUCUACUCGAUCAUCGAGGACAUCUGCGCCGUCGACGGUAGCGGCGGCACCGAGUUCCGCCAGCGCCUCAACCUGCGCUACAUGGCCAGCCACCACUUCCGCCUCAUGCUGCACCGCCUCACGCUCUUCUGGGCAUUCGGUGCCUGCGCUAUCGCGGCCAUUACCACUGCCCUCAUUUUCACUAUCCAGAGGGAUGCAGCCUAUGUGGUCGGUUGGGUUGUGCCCUUCAUCUGGGCAGGUAUCUGGGCUGGAAUCACCCUGGUCUGGGUUCAGAAGAGUCUGAAGCGCGAAUAUGAGACCUGGGACGAAGUCAAGUGGAAGGCUUAA